CUGCGCUUUUUCUUCCACUUGAACAACCAAGUAGUUUUUCAGGGCGCAUUCCCCGGCAGCGAUGUGGAGGGAGAGGAAGACCACGUUCAGCUGAAACAUUUCACACUUACAUAUCGCAUCGGCUUUUGUUCCUCAGUUCGUUUCUUCUUUUAUCCAGUUCACGAGCUCGUUGCAGGAAAAAACAACUUGUGGGAAGAAAACACGCGCGAGAGAAGUGAAGACGACUGAGCUGCAGCCCGUGGCCGUUUUUCCCCCCGUCCUCUCUCUGUUUUCUACUCGAGCCAUUGUUUGGAUAUGAGGAGAUGACAUCGGACGUGUUUCUUCUUCCUUUAGCAGUCGCUUGGACUUGAGUUGUAUUUCUUGAGGUCACUUGGAUCUGGAAGGGGAGAGAGAAAGUACCCCCCCCCCCCCCCCCUCCAUUCCUGAGCAGCAGCAGCAGCAGCAGCAGCAGCAACAAACACGGGGGCCACAAGUUGUCCACAAGCUGCGGAGGAGGAGGCGAAACUUUGCCAAGUUUGCGCUGCGCAUCCGGCCACCGACGCCAUAAUUAUCCAUCGAUAUUUUUCCCAUCCGCGCGCGUGUCGCAACUUUAAACUGUGGAUUAUUGUUGUCGCGAGGCUCGCCAUGGACCACGGCGCCGCGUUCAGGGGAUGAGAAGGGAGUUUCGAAACAUGAACAGCGCCUUGUAGUUUUGGUGCGACUCGCUCCGGUGGCGCGUUUGGACUACGCUCGUCCGAGACGCUAUAUACAUAUAAUAGAAGUGAAUAGGUGCCGAGCCUUGCUGUUUCCCCCUGUGUGAUCCUUCAUCCACUGCUGUGCCAACAUGCCACAGCUGAACGGAGGCGGCGGGGACGACCUGGGGGCCAACGACGAGAUGAUCUCGUUUAAAGACGAAGGGGAGCAGGAGGAGAAGAUCUCCGAGAAUGUGUCCGCGGAGAGGGACCUGGAUGAUGUGAAGUCCUCCCUAGUGAACGAGUCGGAAAACAACAGCAGCUCGUCAGACUCGGAGCAAGCAGAGAGGCGCCCCCAAACCAGAGUGGACUCAGACAGUUAUGAGAAAACAAGAGACUACUUCAGUGAAGCACUGAGGAGGCAGCAAGAUGGAGGCUUUUUUAAGAGUCCUCACUAUCCUGGCUACCCGUUCCUCAUGAUCCCAGACCUCUCCAACCCCUACCUAUCCAACGGCGCGCUGUCCCCCAGUGCCAGAACAUACCUGCAGAUGAAGUGGCCUCUUUUGGAUGUUCCCGGAUCUGUAGGACUAAAAGACUCCCGCUCCCCAACACCAGGACAUUUAUCCAACAAAGUCCCAGUGGUGCAGCACGCCCACCACGUCCACCCACUGACGCCGCUCAUCACCUACAGCAAUGAACACUUCUCCCCCGGCACGCCGCCGUCGCACCUCUCCCCAGAGAUCCUCGACCCAAAGACAGGUAUCCCCCGGACACCUCACCCAUCAGAGCUCUCUCCAUACUACCCCCUGUCUCCUGGUGCAGUCGGUUCCAUCGCUCACCCUCUUGGUUGGCUCAUGUCACAGCAGGGCCAGUCCAUGUACUCCAUCCCUCCGGGGGGAUUCCGUCACCCCUACCCAGCGCUAGCGAUGAAUGCCUCCAUGUCCAGCUUGGUGUCCAGCCGUUUCUCCCCUCACAUGGUGACUCCGCCCCCGCACGGCCUCCACCAGACGGGCAUCCCGCACCCUGCCAUCGUGUCCCCGGCCAUCAAGCAAGAGCCAGGCGGUGACCACCACGGCUCCUCGAUGCAUGGCAGGAAAUCCCCUGCUCCUCCCAAGAAAGAAGAGGACAAGAAGCCUCAUAUCAAGAAGCCCCUGAAUGCUUUCAUGCUGUAUAUGAAGGAGAUGAGAGCCAAAGUGGUGGCGGAGUGCACUCUGAAAGAGAGCGCUGCCAUCAACCAGAUCCUUGGAAGACGGUGGCAUUCCCUGUCGAGAGAGGAACAAGCCAAAUAUUACGAGCUGGCCAGAAAGGAGAGGCAACUCCACUCCCAGCUCUAUCCAGGAUGGUCAGCACGGGAUAACUAUGGAAAGAGGAAAAAGAGGAAGAGAGACAAUAAACCAGACUCAAAACCAGAAGACUUCUCCAUAAGAAGCAAGAAGCAGUGUGUGCAGUACCUGCCCUCGGAGAAGAUGUGUGACAGCCCGGCGUCGUCCCACGGCAGCAUGUUGGACUCACCAGCCACUCCCUCUGCGUCCUUGGCCUCCCCCGCCGCGCCUGCCGCCACUCACUCCGCAGAGCAGGCGCAGCCACUCUCGCUCACCACCAAACCAGAAGGACGCAUGCACCACCACCACUUCUCCCUAGCCGGCAGGGCCUCUGGAUCCACAUCUUCUUCUUCCUCCUCUUCUUCUUCCUGCUCAUCCCAACCCUCCAUUUCCAUCCAAAUGGGUGGUUCAGGUAGCCAUUCGACUACACCCAUCCUUUCUCGGCCAAUCCCCUUCACCUCCCUGCACCACUCCAUGCUGUCCCCACCUUCCCCUUUCCAUCAGGCAGCCCUUCACUCCCAUCAUGCCCUGUUCCAGUCACAGCCCCUCUCCUUGGUAACCAAACCAACUGAAUAAAUCCGCAAAGGCCAUUUCUCUCCCAUGUAUUGUGCUGUAUAUUGCUUUACUUUAAAAUAGAUAUUAGUACAACUUUUUUUCUAAAUGAUGAAAAGGAAGAAAUGUUAUUAGUCAAUAUUUGACUGCCUCCUUUUCUACAUCUCUCAAUGAAACAAAGUGUAUUUUUUGUAAAGUUUACUGCAGAACUGGUUUCUUUUUUUUUUGAUGCAUUUAUCCAAUGAACCUCUUGUAUAAAAGAACCAAUGUACAUAAAGUUUCUUUAUAAAAACAGAAAGGAACAAAAACAUGUUUUCUUUUUAGCCAAAACCUGAUUAAUGUUAGUAUUAAGUUUAAGUCAUAGUACUGGCCAAUAAUUGCAGCCCCCCCCCCCCUUUUCAAUUCAAGAGCGUGUGCCCCUUC
Messenger RNA from Pleuronectes platessa (European plaice), 2968 nucleotides. It is a transcript of the gene tcf7l1b, whose product is annotated as transcription factor 7 like 1b. Gene Ontology annotation, biological process: regulation of transcription by RNA polymerase II; generation of neurons; canonical Wnt signaling pathway. Bases 824 to 2569 code for a protein of 581 amino acids. Gene Ontology annotation, molecular function: RNA polymerase II cis-regulatory region sequence-specific DNA binding; DNA-binding transcription factor activity, RNA polymerase II-specific. The transcript has 12 exons. Lineage: Eukaryota; Metazoa; Chordata; Actinopteri; Pleuronectiformes; Pleuronectidae. The record is from RefSeq and is a predicted model, not a curated record. Gene Ontology annotation, cellular component: beta-catenin-TCF complex.